This is a messenger RNA of Aspergillus steynii IBT 23096, 821 nucleotides long. RefSeq lists its product as uncharacterized. The coding region runs from base 209 to 685 and encodes 158 amino acids. The transcript has 2 exons. NCBI's taxonomy places the organism in Eukaryota, Fungi, Ascomycota, Eurotiomycetes, Eurotiales, Aspergillaceae. The record is from RefSeq and is a predicted model, not a curated record.
AGGUGCCCAAACCCCGUCCAGGGGCGGGACCUGACCGAUGUCAUAGCUCUCCAACAGAGUAGAACAAACGGGGAGACAAACGCAAGAGUGGCGAAAAAGGCCAGAGAUUGUCACUUCAGUCGCCGAUCGGGAUCGAGAGGACCCUCUGCCAACCCAACCGCGGACUGGGGAGAAGGUGAGACGGAGGUGGGCAGGGCAGCUCCCAAUAAUGGCCGGGGGAAAGGAGCAGGUGCAUCACGCAGCGUCGCACAUCGAGUCAUCCCAAAGGCCGCGGAUUGGUUGUGAAACGCGCCUGCGUCGCCGUCUCCCACUUAGAUUCAUCGCCUCUAACUGGAGACUGCGCGUCCAUUGUCAAGCAGACCUAUCGCGCCUUGAGAAGGUUCGGGCGUACAAUGUGAACACGAGGGUGAGUCGCUCAAGUACGACAUGUUGCAUUGGCUUUUUCUUUGUCGGACAUCCUGCUGCCCCCUUUUUCAUUUGCCCCUUUCUUGGUGAGACCCGGCUCUUUACGUUGUGUAUGUAUGGAUGUAUACGCAGGAAGAGGUUCUCUGGCCUCUCGUGGGAGGCGGGAGGGUCUGUCGCUCAGAGACGAGACUACAUCAUGGGUUCAACAAUCCGAAUGUCCCUUUGUAGUGGGGAAUACGAAAAGCGAUUCAUGACCCAUGCCACUUUGUCCCCUUUGUGAUGUGCCCAACUACGAGGUGUGAUCAAUGACGAAUCGGUGGAGUCAAUCGCAUCAUCGUAGUAGAUAGAGCAUAACGUUCUCUGGGGAUGCCCGGAUGCAUGAUAUUUCCAGAUGCCCGCAAUAUCCUGGAAUGAGA